CGACCCAUACCAAAAUAUUCAAUUUAAAAGUUUCUUUCUUACUAAGUUUGAUCAUCAGUCUUUUUUCUUAUGGACUACUUUUCUACCACAAACCCUAGCUCUUCUGGGUCUUCUUCUUCUUCUUCAUUUCCAAUCAGUGGCAAAGAAAAGAAAAAGCAAGGUAGCAAGAGAGGAACCAACAAUGGAGUGAAGCUUUCAACUGACCCGCAAAGUGUGGCUGCUAGAGAAAGGAGGCAUCGCAUCAGUGAUCGUUUCAAGAUCCUGCAAAGUUUGGUUCCAGGUGGGAGUAAGAUGGAUACAGUUUCAAUGCUAGAGGAAGCUAUUAACUACGUGAAGUUCUUGAAAACCCAGAUACUGCUUCAUAAUUUAAUGAAUUUUAUGGAAGAUGACCCUUACAAUAAUCUCUACCUUCCUCCUAAUUCUGCCAAUCCCCUUCCUCAACAGCCACCUUCAUAUUUGGACGCCAACUUUGUAGCUGGAAUGCAGCCUUCAGUUUCAUCAUUACAGUUGCCAGAUUCUUUUUUCCAAGGGGAAGAGACCAUGGGUCAUGAUCCAUUCCAUAAAAACUAGAUAUAUAUAUAUUAUAGCUACGUACUUCUGUUGCUCUUUGUCUGGACGGAUAGGGACCUGUGUGAUGUUAUAAGCCGUAUUCGUACGCAUUGGCAAGUCAUGGUUAGGACUUGUAAUGGGCUUUAAAAUAUAAAAAAUAUAUAUAUGUAUAAGAAAUGUAGUAUCACUAAAUUAAUCUUGUGUAAAGAAAGUUAACAAAUCAUUAAGGAAUGUACUCCCUAUCUAAUUAGUGAUUUGGUCGA
Molecule: messenger RNA, 812 nt
Organism: Ricinus communis (castor bean)
Lineage: Eukaryota; Viridiplantae; Streptophyta; Magnoliopsida; Malpighiales; Euphorbiaceae
Product: transcription factor bHLH140
Exons: 1
Coding region: 70-570 (166 amino acids)
Biological process (GO): regulation of DNA-templated transcription
Molecular function (GO): DNA-binding transcription factor activity; protein dimerization activity
Source: RefSeq, a predicted model, not a curated record